CCGCGCCGUGUUGCCCAGUCAGGGCUUUACACAAUGGAGCCGCCGAUUCUUUGUACGUGAAAUCAGGUAUAAAUGGGGCGGGAGGUCGGCGUAGGGGACCUGUGCAAUUCUGAGAACGAUUGACAUUCACCAUGACCAUGGGCAAGAUCAUCUUCUACGAGGACAGGAACUUCCAGGGCCGCUCCUAUGAGACCAGCAGCGACUGCGCGGAGCUCACCUCCUACCUGAGCCGCUGCAACUCCUGCAGGGUGGAGAGCGGCUGCUUCAUGGUCUAUGACCGCUCCAACUACAUGGGGAACCAGUACUUUGUGAGGAGGGGCGAGUACUCGGACUACUCCCGCAUGGGCAUGAGCGACUGCAUCAGAUCCUGCCGCAUGAUCCCCAUGCACAGAGGAUCCUACAGGAUGAGGAUCUACGAGAGGGAGAACUUCGGAGGUCAGAUGCACGAGCUGAUGGACGACUGCGAGUCAUUCCAGGAGCGUUACCGCAUGUCCGACUGCCAGUCCUGCAACGUGAUGGACGGCCACUGGCUCAUGUACGAGCAGCCCCACUUCAGAGGCAGGAUGAUGUACCUGAGGCCUGGGGAGUACAGGAGCUUCAGAGAUAUGGGCUACAGCAACAUGAGAUUCAUGUCCAUGAGGCGCAUCAUGGAUACCUGUUAAUUUACUGUUUGAACAGUAGAUUUUUAAUAAAGUCUCCUUUA
Molecule: messenger RNA, 703 nt
Organism: Anguilla anguilla (European eel)
Lineage: Eukaryota; Metazoa; Chordata; Actinopteri; Anguilliformes; Anguillidae
Product: gamma-crystallin M3-like
Exons: 3
Coding region: 132-662 (176 amino acids)
Biological process (GO): visual perception; lens development in camera-type eye
Molecular function (GO): structural constituent of eye lens
Source: RefSeq, a predicted model, not a curated record